CCACGUUACGAUGAGGUGAAACGUUUAUUUUCGUCCCGAUGUGUGUAACAAGCUUUCGGUAAUGCAACCGUGGUUGCUAACCCCAGUCUUGCCCGCGAAGACCGCGCCGUGUUGGAUUUAGUUAGCCCUCGGAGUCACUGACAGACUCAGGGUUUCAUCUACACCUUGUUCUCGGUGUGGGAGUUUACCGUCAUGUUAUCGUCUGUUCCCGGCAGGCUGCUAGCGCGAAGGUCGCGCAGCCUUUCACCUUGCAGCCUGGUGCUGCACACCAACACCGGCGCCCAGACCCAGGGCUUCCGCGAGAGCCCGGCCGGCGCCGACCGGAACCCCAUCGUGUCCACGUCCCGGGUCUCCAGGAGAGGGAUCUUGGCUGAGGACGCCGUCGGUCCCCGUGUGAACCCAUCGGUGCAGUACCACCAGCUCGCCACCAGGUGGCUGUCACACCUCGAGAACCGCCGCAGCGCCUGGGCCGCUCUGGCCAGCAGGGGGCGCCAGAACCGCUACUGGGAGGACAGCCGGCAAAGAGGGGAGGACCAGGGCCGGGGCCAGGACCGGGGCCGGAGCCAGGACCGGGGAUCAGGUGGUGGAGCCGGCCGUGCAGGAGUGGCCUCUGCCGGUGUUCUCUCCACUGCAGCAGUGGCCUUGUGCCUCAGGAAAGACUCUGAAAACAAAGGUGAUGCUCUUUUGGAGGGUGCUAGGACCAGUAACUCUCAGGAUGUGGCCAGGCUGUUAAAAGAAGGUGUGGAUCCAAAUCACCGUCACCGUCUGGGCUGGACCGCUCUCAUGGUAGCUGCCAUGAACCGACAGCACAGUGUGGUGAAGGUUCUACUUGAAGCGGGUGCUGACCCAAAUGCCGGAGACGACUUCAACAACGUCUACGACACUUCACGGGAGAAAGGGAUCCAUUCACUGGAAGUCUUGGUGUCCAGAGAGGAUGAAUUCAGCAGCCGGCUAAGCAGCAGGGCUGGUUUCCGUGGUUGUACAGCGCUUCACUACGCCACACUGGCUGAUGAUCCACUCACUGUCCGCAUGCUUCUGGAAGCUGGUGCCAACCCCCUGCAGACCAACGGUUUGGGACACAUGCCUCGAGCCUAUGCUAAAGACGGAGAAGUGAGCACCCUGCUGCAGGAGUGGGAGGGAAAGUUUAAGGAGCUGCAGGCUCGGCGGGAGGCCGAGGAACGGAGGAGGUUCCCCCUGGAGAGGAGGCUGAAGGAGCACAUCAUCGGACAGGAGGGGGCCAUCAAUACUGUGGCUUCAGCCAUCAGGAGGAAGGAGAAUGGCUGGUAUGAUGAAGAGCAUCCUCUUGUAUUUCUCUUCCUCGGCUCAUCAGGAAUCGGAAAGACAGAGUUGGCCAAACAAGUGGCCCGAUACAUGCACAAGGACGUCAAAAAGGGUUUCAUCCGUAUGGACAUGUCCGAGUUCCAGGAAAAACACGAGGUGGCGAAGUUCAUCGGGUCUCCGCCGGGUUACGUAGGACAUGAGGAGGGAGGUCAGCUGACCAAGCUGUUGAAGGCGUGUCCCAACGCUGUCGUCCUGUUUGAUGAAGUGGAUAAGGCUCACCCUGAUGUUCUUACCAUCAUGUUGCAGCUGUUUGAUGAGGGUCGUCUCACAGACGGUAAAGGAAAGACCAUCGAGUGUAAAGAUGCCAUUUUCAUCAUGACAUCAAACGUUGCGAGCGAGGAGAUUGCCCAGCAUGCACUGCAGCUCCGGCAAGAAGCUGAGGUGGUUAGCCGCAGGAAGCUGGCUGAAAACCUCGAGGAUGUACAGAAGGGCGAGGACAUCAAAAUCUCCAGACAGUUCAAAGAAACUGUGAUUCGACCAAUCCUGAAGGCUCAUUUCCGGAGGGACGAGUUUCUCGGUCGGAUCAAUGAAAUCGUAUACUUCCUGCCGUUCUGUCACUCCGAGCUGCUACAGCUGGUCAGCAAAGAGCUCAACUUCUGGGCCAAAAAGGCUAAGCAACGCCACGACAUCACCCUGCAGUGGGAUCGACCAGUGCUGGACCUGUUAGCGGGCGGAUACAACUUGCACUACGGAGCCCGUUCCAUCAAACAUGAGGUGGAGCGGCGAGUCGUCAACCAGUUGGCUGCAGCAUACGAGCAGGAGCUGCUGCCCAAAGGCUGCACGCUGCGACUGUCCGUCCAGUCAGAUGGCAAGGAGGAGCACAGCACGCCCAGCCUGCGCCUGGAGGUGGUGGGAGAGGACAGUUCGAGGACGCUAGACAUCCGGCCACCGCUCAGCCCCGAACACUAAGCUGAAAUAUCAUCGCCAUCAUCGCCCGCUGUCAGUAGGAUGAAUGGAUCCUUGAUGGAUACUCCAAAUAAAAGUACCUCUAAAGAAAUACAACAUCACUGCCUCUCUGAUUCAGUACGCACACGCAGUAUUGCCAUUUUUCCACUACGUGCAGUCCCCCGGUUUGCUGUUAGUGGUCCGAGACAAACAAGCUACUUGACCUACAACAUUUCUUACUCCAGGCUGUGGUCGGUCUCGUCUGAGGGAGACGAGCACAGUUGGGGUUUGUUGGUCGCAUCAGGACCAUCAAACAUCUCAUCAGUGAAUGUGAGACAUUAUAUUCAUAUCUGUUGUAGCUGUUAUACGAUGUGAUACAUGUGAUAAGUGAAUGUUUACUUCAUACUGUAGAAAAGGCCAAAUGAUUAAAUAUUUAUUAACGAUAUUAGUUCAAAUGAAGACCCAUGAGAGAUUGUGUGCCUGUCCGUGGAAGGAUGAAUAGCAUUUUAAAGCCAAUUAAGAAGUGAAUGACAAAUAGAGUUCUGUACAACUUUGAUUUUAACAAGCACAUAAUCACAUCAUUUUAAAGUUGAACAAAUAAGUUGACACAUAUCACUUAUGGAUAGAUCCACAUCAGCACUGCUACAUUGAUAAGACACAGAAACAACCUGCUGAUUCAUUUCAUUUCCCUCAUAGAAUGUGUUGGGAAAGGAAAGAAAUAAAAUGAAAGCUUAGCAGCACAUGUGAAUCGUUUCUGUUGAUGCAUGUCGACGUGAAGAAGUCUCGUCCCUGUCAGGCUUUAGUGAUGUGAUGUGCCGUCUGCGUCGAGAGAAAUUUAGCGCCAUAAAGAAGAACGUUGAACGUGUUGUAUCAUAAAUAUUUGAACAGCAUGUUGAUGAGGCACCAAAUGUAAUCGAGCUACAUCUUUCAUUCUUGUAUCCCAGCCUCCAGUAUGUAAAUAAAGCCAUC
Molecule: messenger RNA, 3195 nt
Organism: Cololabis saira (Pacific saury)
Lineage: Eukaryota; Metazoa; Chordata; Actinopteri; Beloniformes; Belonidae
Gene: clpb
Product: ClpB family mitochondrial disaggregase
Exons: 16
Coding region: 193-2250 (685 amino acids)
Biological process (GO): cellular response to heat
Cellular component (GO): mitochondrion; cytoplasm
Molecular function (GO): protein binding; ATP binding; ATP hydrolysis activity
Source: RefSeq, a predicted model, not a curated record